Aspergillus pseudonomiae is the source of this 1159-nucleotide messenger RNA. Its product is annotated as type 1 glutamine amidotransferase domain-containing protein. Gene Ontology annotation, molecular function: glyoxalase III activity. Bases 88 to 792 code for a protein of 234 amino acids. NCBI's taxonomy places the organism in Eukaryota, Fungi, Ascomycota, Eurotiomycetes, Eurotiales, Aspergillaceae. The record is from RefSeq and is a predicted model, not a curated record. The transcript has 3 exons.
ACCCUAUAUAAGGUCGACCUGGACCCAAUUCUUGAGGAUCGACGAGUCCGCGCAGAAAAACCACGCAACUCACACAUCCUGACAAAAAUGGCUCCCAAGGUGCUCGUUGUUCUUACCUCCCAGGCCCAGAUUCCUGGCCGCGACCACGCCACCGGAUGGUACCUGCCCGAGUUCGCCCAUCCGUGGGAGGUCCUUCAUGAGAAGGUCGAGCUCACCGUCGCCUCCCCCAAGGGUGGCGAGGCUCCCCUCGACCCCUCGUCGGUCAAGAUGUUCGAGAGCGAUCCCGUGUCGACGAAAUUCCUGAACGAGCAGCAGUCGCUCUGGAAGAACACCCACAAGCUGGCCGAUUUCCUGCCCCGCGUUUCGGAAUUCGAUGCGAUUUUCUAUGUCGGUGGUCAUGGACCCAUGUUUGACCUCCACUACGACGAGACCUCCCUCGCCCUGAUCCAGGCUUUCGCUGCCGCUGGAAAGCCCGUCUCCGCCGUUUGCCACGGCCCGACCGUGUUCAUCAAGGCGACCACCAAGGCCGGCCAGCCCUUGCUCGCCAACUCCACCGUCACCGCCUUCACCAACGUCGAGGAAGACCAGGCCCAACUGACCGAGCUCAUGCCAUACCUGGUCGAGACUGAGAUGAACAAGAUCCCCGGAUGUCAAUUUGUGAAGGCCGAUCAGCCGUGGGGCGAGAAGGUUGUCGUCUCGAAGACCUCCGACGGCGCGACUCUGAUCACCGGUCAGAACCCGGCCAGUGCGACGGGCGUUGGAAAGGAAAUCCUCAAGGCUCUGGGACUUUAAAAUUACAGAUUACUCUAUCCUGAUAAUUCAUGAAAUGUAUGAUUGUUAUGAGAAAUAAAUGAUCAUCUUCUUCACUUCGCUUCAUUUAUUGUUCUUCCGUCGGAUUCCGGCGGAUCAAUGUAUAUCUAACACGCCGACCACCCUGACAGCGAUGAUCCCCCCCAUUCUACCUGUCCAUGGGCGAAUCAGCCUUACUCCAUGCCGAGCGUGGUCAUCAACCGCCGGAGAUGCAAAGGGGGACUGAUAAGCGCCCCGCUCCAAUAUCCUGAAGACCUCCCAUUUGGGGAAUCGUCAGGGCGGUCCAGGUACUAAAUUAGCCAAGCCCCUAGCCGCGGCCAAAGGCGUUACGGCAUUGCAGAAUGUGUGU